GGCCCCACCUGGUCACAAUUUGAAAACCAUCUCAUCUGAUUCGUCUCUCUCUAUCUCAUCUUUAUAUAAACCAGGUCUCAUCCACUGAAAUCCAUCUGCUUCUGCGCUCUCUCUUUCUCUGAUAUCAUUUCAAUCUCUCUCUCUCUCUCUCUCUCUCUCUCUCUCUCUCUCUCAAAUGGCAGCCUUCUCAUUUCACCACCACCCUUCCCUUCUCGACUCUGGUUUCCUCCAAAGCCCAACCUUCAAGGCCUCUGUUUUCUCACAAGUACCAGACAUUAAUCCCUCUUUCUUCCCUUUUUACCCAUCUGAAUCUCUUCCCCAGAUUGAAAUCCCUCAGGAAACCCACCAAAGAGACUUUCUCGCCGUCGACAACUGUGUCAACAGCAGCCAUGAAGCUUCUGUGAUGGAGAAACAGAGGACAGACUCCUCUUCAAUGGUUACUGAGUUGAAAGAUGGAGAUACAAGUCUUCAAAAACAGAACCAAAUUCAUAAAAACAGGAAGAAAAGAGAUGGGUCUUGUUUGAAUUCCUCUCAAUCAAAGAGAAAAUGCAACAGUAGCUCGAAAGAAACUGAAGAGAAGAAGUCGAAAGCAGGUAAGAAGAAUGAGAAAACAUCCACUGAAGAACCUCCCAAAGGCUACAUUCAUGUGAGAGCAAGGAGAGGUCAAGCAACAGACAGCCACAGCCUUGCAGAAAGGGUAAGAAGAGAGAAAAUCAGUGAGAGAAUGAAGCUCUUGCAAGGCCUUGUUCCUGGCUGUGACAAGGUGACUGGGAAGGCUCUUAUGUUGGAUGAAAUUAUCAAUUAUGUCCAGUCAUUGCAAAAUCAAGUAGAGUUCCUCUCCAUGAAGCUUGCCUCAGUGAAUCCUGUCUUUUACGACUUCAGUGUGGAUUUAGAUGACCAUACCUCCAAAUCAGAGAAAUUGAGCAUUCUAUCUCCAGUGCCAUCUAUUCAGCAAUCCAUUCACAACCAAGAUACAGCUUUUGGAGCAGAUACAACCACCACCACAGCCACAACAACUACUACCUUUCCUACAAAUAACUAUCAUUUUCUAGACAGUUCAGCUGCUGCUCUACUUCAUGGGCAGAGGCCCAAUCCCUUCCCUCAGGAAAAUGGCCAUCUUGGAUGGAAUGUGGAAAGCUACCACAACAUUUGUUCUUUUCAGUAAUAAAGACAGUACAAACAUAUGCUUGUAAGGAAUCGAGAAAUUCUAAUGACAAACAGCAGCAGUGGAAGAGAAAAACCCACAUCAAAAUCAAAGGCUUCCAUUUCAACAUCAGUGGCAAAAGAGAGAAUCCUGCUCUUAAAAAAAAGGCAAUGAAUAUGAGUGAAUGAAAGAGGAGAACAAGAGAGGACAGAUGAUGAAAACCAACCAAAUAAAUACAAGAUCUCUUUCAGAUCCCUUUGUUGCUGCUGCAGCUGCUGCUGGUCUCAAGCACAUAUUCCAAGGAACUGGUUCCUAUGAUUAAAGCAAGCUCUUGGAAACUUGCAAUAAAAGGGGGUUGAUAUUUCCACCCCUAGAAUUGUUUGGUCUACCCUCACAAGUUGAUUUUGGUCAAUACACAGAAUUCUAGAACUGCACUUGGAAAUAACUUCUCUGAUCAAAUUACCCUUGGAGGGGUGGAAAUGUCAAUUUUAGGGGGUGGAAAAUUACACGCUUGAGAUGUAAGAAAGAAAGGGUUAUUAUAUUAUACUAUUGAGGUAGCUGAUGUGACUUAGCUAUAGCUGUUGCUACUGUUGUGGAUGAAGUUGUUGUUGUUUUUUUUCUGUCGGUGAUUUUACUGUUGCUGUUGUUGUGGGUAUUUAGGGAAUCUUCAUUGUGCUGUUAAUAUGGUUGUAAGUUGCUGAGGUGGGCCCACCUUUGUAACUGUUGCGGACAGAGCAUCCGUGUAGAAAAUAUAUGAUUCCUUUUCCUUA
Molecule: messenger RNA, 1914 nt
Organism: Magnolia sinica
Lineage: Eukaryota; Viridiplantae; Streptophyta; Magnoliopsida; Magnoliales; Magnoliaceae
Product: transcription factor bHLH137-like
Exons: 8
Coding region: 176-1165 (329 amino acids)
Biological process (GO): regulation of DNA-templated transcription
Cellular component (GO): nucleus
Molecular function (GO): protein dimerization activity; DNA-binding transcription factor activity
Source: RefSeq, a predicted model, not a curated record